Necator americanus (New World hookworm) is the source of this 5679-nucleotide messenger RNA. RefSeq lists its product as uncharacterized. NCBI's taxonomy places the organism in Eukaryota, Metazoa, Nematoda, Chromadorea, Rhabditida, Ancylostomatidae. Gene Ontology annotation, biological process: glycogen biosynthetic process; glycogen catabolic process; protein dephosphorylation. The coding region runs from base 1 to 5679 and encodes 1892 amino acids. The record is from RefSeq and is a predicted model, not a curated record. Gene Ontology annotation, molecular function: 4-alpha-glucanotransferase activity; amylo-alpha-1,6-glucosidase activity; protein tyrosine phosphatase activity. The transcript is spliced from 53 exons.
AUGGUGGAUGAAGAAGGAGUCGAAGACGACUCACUAGAUCAAAAUACACUCCGUGAUGCAGACGUGGGAGAACCUAUCGUAAGGAAUUCUGGACGUUAUCGCCGGAAUUCGAGAGAGGAUCCAAAGGUCAGUUAUUCGUAUCUGGAACCAAUCCGUCGCCAUGAAUCGGCACUUUUGUUGCUUUUCCUUCUCUACGUUAAGGCUAAAGCGAAGAUGCCUCCAACUUCCGAAGAUGUUCAAUGGAAGCUGGCAGAUAUCCUUGGGAAAUUAUCUGAAAUGCCGACUCCUGACCACCCUGAAGUGCGUAUCAUUGUUCUGGAGAAAGGAGAGCAUUUGGACACGGUCGUUCGUCGCUUAGAGAAAGGACAGUUCGUACGUUUCCACCGCGGUAGUUCCCUGUUGGGGAUAGAUGUUGAAAUUCGCACAACGUUGACUGGUGACGAACCACUGAAAUGGUCCUCUGGAAAGGAUCAUCUCGCGAUGUACUGUCAAGUCGAAUGCAGUACAGCUGGUUCGUUCAAGUACUGCUUUUCUGCAGAUGGAGAGGAAUCCGGAAGCGGAUACUUCCUCGUUAUGCCUGUCCUAAUGGUCAGUGGAAAACAUCUUCCUUUGGACGGUGUUGCUUGUCAAACACAUCUCACGAAACUGUUAGGCAGUUUGUCAUGUUGGGAGAAACGUCUGCGAGUCUCCAAAGAAAGUGGUUACAAUAUGAUCCACCUCACACCUAUUCAUGAGUUGGGAAUUUCGAACAGUAGUUACUCUAUCAGUAAUCAUCACGCACUUAUUCAAACCAUACAUGAGAAAGACGGACAGACAACUAUGGAACAUGUGGAGAAUUUUGUGAAAAAAAUCGAGAAAGAGUGGGAAAUGCUGACUGUACAGGAUGUCGUUUGGAACCAUGCCGCAAAAAAUGCUCAGUGGCUACAGGAGCACCCGGAAUGCGCGUACAACUGCCUCAAUAGUCCACACCUGAGACCUGCUUAUGUAGUAGACAGGGUUUAUCACCAUUUCGGCAAGGAGGUUAGUGAAGGAAAGUGGGAAUCUAGAGGAGUGCCAGCAGUUGUGGACAAUGUGCAUCACAUUAACGCGAUUGAAUAUCUUCUUCGAACUGAGAUAUUGCCGAAAAUGCGUCUGCAUGAAUUCUUUCAAAUCAACGUUGAGGAAAACGUAAAGAAGUUCGAAGAACUUGCGCGAGCGGGACCAUCACUGGAAGUUCUGGAUGAAAACCUUCCAUCGAAACAGGAUCCGGAAUGGAGAAGAUUCGGAUGCAGUGUGGAUUUCGAAAAAGCCAUGAAAAUCUUCAAUAGACCGAGAGAUGAUGCUUCUUCGGACGACGACCGGGUCAAAAAAUGUGCGGAUUCAUUCAGAAACCAUCUGGAGUACCUGAAUGAAGAAGCUGGUAAAGCUGCAUGGGAGAUUGUAAUGGCCGGUUUGCGCGCUGUCAUGGGACAUAUCACGUAUCAGAGGACUGCCGAUCAUGGACCAAAGUUUAGAGCUGUUACAGAACGACAUCCACUUACCACAGACUACUUCUUACACUUGGACGAUUCAACGUCAUGGGAGGAAGAUGAACAUUUGGCAUAUGAUCCUGAGAAGUCAAGGUUCCUUAUGGCGUUCAAUGGAUGGGUUAUGUGUGAUGACCCGCUCAAAAACUUCGCCCUUCCGCAGUCACAGUUAAAUUAUGGAGAAAAACCCGAAGACUGCCCGUUCCUUUGGAAGUACAUGAAGGAUUAUACGCAAGAGUGCGCUCGAGUUUUCCAUGGGCUUCGUAUCGACAACGCUCACAGUACUCCCAUUCACGUUGCUGAGUAUCUUCUGCUGGCAGCGCGAGAAAUUCGUCCUGAUUUGUACGUGUUUGCGGAGUUGUUCACGGGCAGCGAAGAGAAGGACAACCUUUUUGUUAAUAGGCUCGGUAUUUCAUCUCUGAUUAGAGAAGCGCAGUCUGCUCACGACAGCCAUGAACAAGGAAGGCUUGUGUACAAAUACGGCGGCGACGUGGUGGGUGCAAUGAUCCAGAAACCAAUCCGCUUUGCUCCUGCAUCAGUAGCUCACGGUCUUUUCUUGGAUCAAAGUCACGACAAUCCCACACCAAUUGAGACUCGCUCGGUUUACGACCUGCUGCCUACGGCAGCCAUGGUAUCUAUGGCGUCUUGUGCCGUAGGAUCUACGAGAGGAUACGAUGAAUUGGUCAGGCAUGCGAUACACGUGGUAUCAGAAAAGCGGCCGUAUGCACAAUGGGGAACCGAAACUAAAGCUAGCACAGGCAUUGUGGAAGCCAGACGUAUUCUUAAUGAAUUACACGCUUACCUAGCGAAGGCGCAUUUCACACAGGUCUUCGUCGAUCAAAUGAAUCCCGAUGUGGUUGGAAUUACGAGACAUAACCCUAUCACGCACGACACUAUCGUCGUGGUUUCUCACACAGCUUUCAACAAACAUAAUAUUCACAAGGAUCGAGUUUUUCUUAGACAUAUUCCAAUAGGUGGUAUUUUGGACGAGAUUCUCUUUGAAAUGGGAAUUCAUCAGGAGUCUCCGGAACCUAAUCCAGAAAGUCCUGACGUGCUAUUGGGUCUCUCCAAUUAUAAAGUUCACAUUCGUCAACACCUAUCCCCUGCCAGUGCGAAGAUGUGUGUCGUUCACGGUACGGAAAAUGGCACAAUUGAGCUCACCGACUUCCCUAGUGGUUCCGUGAUUGCUUUCAGGAUUCAUCUCUCGGAUGCUGCACGUACGUCCAUGGGCACAAUUAGAGCCGUAGUCGCUGGAAAUGACGAGCUUGAGCGUGAACUGGCUUCUGUUCUGAAUUCUAUAUCAUUGCAAGACUACAACAAACUGUUAUUCACUUGUGAUGCGGAGGAGUGGGCUGCUAUUGGCCGAGGAGCAUACGAUGUCCCACGUCUUGGAAAGCUCGCUUACUGUGGCCUGCAGGGUUUGAUCCCAGUACUCGACUGGAUUCGAGACAACAACGAUCUCGGGCAUCCUUUGUGCGCUAAUCUUCGGGAUGGCACCUGGCUCUCUGACUACAUCUGCUCUCGUAUGGAAAAAUACGUGGGAUUAGCAUUCCUUUCCGCAUUCUUCUCUGCCAUUCUUUGCCAUCUGACAGAUGUUCCGUAUUACUUACGUCCGUGUUACUUCGAAGCCAUCGUUUCCUACCUACACCAACAGUGCAAAAGAGCUUUGCUGAGAAAACUAUCACUAAACAUAUCUUCGUCAUCCUCAUUAGUGCGCGCCCUUUCCCUUUCUUCCGUCUCCUUUGUCGGUUACAUCCGAGGUGCGGAUUUGGCCCCCUUGCCAAAAUCUCUUAAACUGGAAGAUACACAUGCAUCAUCGCUUGCGGCAGGUCUUCCACACUUCGCCGUAGGCAUAUGGCGAAACUGGGGACGCGAUACUUUUAUUGCUCUACCUGGUUGUUUACUGCGCCUUGGAAGAUUCUCUGACGCGAAGAAUAUUAUCAUCUCUUUCGCAGGAUCCAUGCGUCAUGGUCUAAUCCCGAAUCUCUUGGCAGAAGGAAAAUGUGCGCGUUAUAACUGUCGCGAUGCCGUAUGGUUCUGGUUGUACUCCAUUGCGCUCUAUGUGCGAAGCGCACCAAACGGUCAAGAAAUCCUGAAAAGCGCGGUAAGACGGAUUUACCCUCACGACGAUUCGGUAUUUGGAAACGACGAACAAGAGCAACCCCUGAUCGAUGUAAUGUGUGAGACAUUGAAUCGACACUUCGCAGGGAUAGAGUUCAGGGAACGAAAUGCCGGCCCCCAAAUCGAUGAGCACAUGAGAAACGAAGGAUUCAAUGUGAAGAUCUUCGUAAAUCGUGAAACCGGAUUUGUUCAUGGCGGUAAUAGAUGGAACUGUGGGACAUGGAUGGACAAAAUGGGGAGCAGUGAAAAAGCUGGCAAUCGAGGAGAACCGGCAACUCCUCGUGACGGAGCUGCAGUAGAACUCCAAGCACUCGCUUAUACCGUACUUCGUGCCAUGACAGAAUGGUCUCAGGCUGGAAUUAUAGAUCAAACUGGAGUAUCUUGUGAUUCGGAGACAUGGACGUGGUCACAAUGGGCAGAAAAAAUUAAAUCAAAUUUUGACACCCAUUUCUUUGUGGAUGAGAAUCAUGAUGGAAAAUAUGUGAACAGAAGGAACAUGGUCAAGGAUACCGUUGACUCUUCACUUGGAUUUACUGACUUCCAGCUGAGAUGCAACUUCGUCAUCGCUUUAGCUACGGCUCCGACGUUACUUGACGCUCACAAAGCAUGGCUUGCCCUCGACACAGCGAAGGAAAUCCUUCUGGGACCGAUUGGAAUCAAAACCCUUGAUCCGAAAGAUUGGGCAUACUGUGGCGACUAUAACAAUGACGAUGAUGGAUAUGACAAAAAGACUGCAAAAGGUUGGAACUACCACCAAGGCCCUGAAUGGGUUUGGGUGGCAGGAUUCUAUCUGCGCGCACGUUUAGCUGCUGGUAAUGCUCUAGGAGGGUCGUAUUGGACAUCGGCAAGGAAGGAAGUUCAAUCAAGGCUAGGGAAUUACUACCGACAUAUAAAGAAUUCGGGGUGGAGUUCAUUGCCUGAGCUUACCAAUACUGACGGUGCUAUUUGCGAAGGAAGCUGUCCAGCUCAAGCGUGGACUGAAUUUUACUGGUUUUUGAUGGCAUCGCGAGGUGGUAGAAAAAGAGGGCGCGUAAGAACCAGAAACCAAGCAACAAUCGAUGAUGAUUUGAUGACAGGGAUAGGAGGACCAAGAAAAGUGUCUUCUCUACCCAAGGUAAAUAAAAGAGAUAGUGAUGUAGAAAGAACGAUCGACGCCUAUGUGGAAGCGAUGACAACACUUGGCGUUGAAGGAUUAAGAAGAUUGUUCAGAGAGCAGUUAGCAGCCUACCGCGCCCCAGAUGACAGGUACAAGUUUACGGCUUUUGAGGCGAAUCCUGACAAGAAUCGAUACAUGGACGUAGUUUGCUUAGACGAUACGAGAGUUCGACUUACGUUGGAUGUUCCGCCCAGUACUGACUACAUACACGCGAACUGGAUUCGUUUCGAAGGGCACGACAAGGUCUUUAUUGCAACACAGGCUCCCCUAGAGAACACAAUUGAAGAUUUUUGGAGAAUGGUUUUUCAGGAGGGUUGUCCAAAUAUCAUCAAUCUCACAAAGAUAAUUGAAAAUGGAAAAAUAAAAUCAUCGCAGUACUGGCCGCUUCAGCCAGGCGCAUACAACAGCUACGGCAAGAUGUUUGUCAAUACUAAAAAGGUUGAAUCCGAGGGAAAGUUUUUAAUAUAUACUGUCGAAGUUUUGCCGGAGGGGUGUUCGAACUCCAACAUAGUGAAGGUGAUGCACAUGACUAGUUGGCCGGACCGUGGUUUGCCCAUGAGUGGGCGUCAUGUUCUGCGACUUAUCCGACAAGUAAAUGGGGAUAAGCUUGAUAAUGGACCAAUUGUAAUGCACUGUUCAGCUGGUAUUGGAAGAACUGGGACGAUAAUAUUGAUUGAUGUUAUACUGAGACGUUUAUUCUGCGCAAAAGAAGCAGAUAUUGUGGAUAUGUUCAAGACUCUUCGCAAUCAACGUGCCUCAUGCAUUCAAGUUGAAGGACAGUUUGUGUUCAUCGUCCUUAGCGUACUCGAUUACAUAAAGAUCAAAAUGCCUAAACACAGAGAGAAAGUGAACAAAUUCAUGGACGAUUUCAAAUCAGCUCUGCUUCCGUCUUCCUAA